Molecule: messenger RNA, 1728 nt
Organism: Lytechinus variegatus (green sea urchin)
Lineage: Eukaryota; Metazoa; Echinodermata; Echinoidea; Temnopleuroida; Toxopneustidae
Product: testis, prostate and placenta-expressed protein-like
Exons: 7
Coding region: 214-771 (185 amino acids)
Source: RefSeq, a predicted model, not a curated record
AUGCGGAGUCACUCCUUAGCGCACCGGCAACAAGUGUAGUGUUUAACACAAACAUUCUCAUCGUUUUAUCCCCUUUAGCGCUAGCUUUCAAGUCUCCAGUACAAAGUUCGCCUACAUUUCUUUACAUACACCAUUUUCGAAUACUGACCAGAGCAGCGGAUCAUCUUUCAUUAUUUUUUUCUUAAUUAUUUCAAUCGUUGAUAUCUAAAAAAAAUGCCGGCAGUAGAAGUCCCUUACUAUGUUUCCCAGUACCCAACGUUCAGGAGGGCCCAGUUGGCGGCGGUCAAGGAGGGGUUAUACCACCCCUCCCUGCCAACAUUCCGGCGAAUGGACAUGGACACUGCUGCCCAUAAACUACCAGAUGAACAUUGCAGGACCACCACUCGUAUUGGACCAGCUGACUUUCAGAACGCCACAGCAACAUACUUCCAGCCACCAGCCAAUAUUUAUAACGGAGCGAACAUCACUGACACCGGGAGAUCAUUACGUGAAACAAUGAAAGAUGAAGUCAGAUCGUUACGCAUAGACUGGGCAGCAGCAAAAGAGAUCAAAGAAUUACCAAAAAUCGAAAACUCCGGACAACUAAGAUUUACUGGGUAUGCAGUGAGGUAUCAGAAACCGGCGAUCAGUGGAUCAUGGAGAUAUACGUUCACCCAAGAGCCUCGCCUUGAUCAAUAUGGCCAACGUCCAGUUCCUGCCAACAUUUAUAGCCGUUACCGCGACACCUUCCCUCAGUACAGCCGAAACAUGUCGACAGAUGCUUUCCGUUAAACCGAGACCAGAAACCACCUACCACAACAGAUAGUUCCAUUAUUUAUUAAGUACCACUAUCUCCAUUGUAAACGAGGAGUUUAUUUACAGAUGUAGCGUUAAGAAGACAAGUGGUUACAAAAUGACUAUUAUCAUCUUUGAUACACAGAAAAGAUGUUGUAAUUGAUGGUGUUUUUCACGCAACCCAAUUAGCUAAGAAAAUUGGCAUUACGUUGACUUAAAGUCAAAUACAUCCAAGCAUCGGUUGUGUAUUUCUAAGCUGGAUAUUAGAAAGAACAAGUAAAGGGGGAAUUAUAAACAAAAAUAUGAAAUAUUUGAUAAAAAGUGUUUAUGUGUGCUUAAACUGCUGCGUAUGAUGAUUAUUUUGCCAUUUCAUCAUUUUCCAAUGUUUGGAGGAUUGUAUAAUUAUGUCGUGCUUUAAUAAUGCAAUUAGAAAUAAUUAAUUAAGAAAUGGACCUCAAAAUAAUUCCACAUACUGAUAGAAAGAGUGCCAGUAACUUUCAUUUAGUUCAAUUUGUAAUGUAAUGGAAAGUGAUUUACCAAUUAUUACAUAUCUCUAGAUUUUUUUCAUUAGGAACAUUAUUUUGACUGAAUUUUAUUUGUUGAAUAUGCUGUGCAUAUUUAAACUGGGCCUGGUGCCUCUGUGAUCAACCGUAUAUAUUUCUUAAAACAAAGCUCGUCACAAUAUUCAUUUUCCAUGCAAUUAAGGACGUUGUCGCAAAGGAGUAUCGAAUUUUCUUUCCAAUAAUGAUAUAAUUUAUUUGAUACAUUUGAUUUUCUUAUGAUUUGAGAAACAAGAAGGAACAGUAGACGAGUGAAAUCGUCAGUCCGGACUUAUUAUUUUUUUGAUUAAUUUUGGAAAAUUCCAUUUAGUUAAGGCUUAGUUUUCAGAAGCUCUCAGAUGAUAUCAAAAUCCCAGUUUAUUAUGUCAAUUAAUGUCUGACCUUCCGAUUCUUC